UUCAGUUAAGUUGUAAAAUGUUCCGCUUCCGCUCUAUGUGGACGAAAUGAAAACUUGACAUUUAAUUGAUUUUUUUACCAUAACAAAUGUCUUUGUGAAGGCAUUUACUCCUUAGUAACAUAAAAGACGACUAAAACAUGCCAGAGGAAAACGAACACACGCCUCCUAGCGGUGAGCAAGAAGAAUUUGAGGGACAUUCACCUCAACCUGCAGGUAUCUCUGUUUUGAAAUAUGUUACAUCUGAGUUGACGAGAGGCUACCUUCUAGAGCGUGAUGAGUCUAAGUAUACAGAACGUAGAGAAAGAGUCUACACAUUCAUGAAAACUCCCAGAGAACUGGAAAAGUUUUGCAUGUAUGGGUUCUUCCAAUGCCUGGACGCAUUCCUGUUCAUCUUCACAUUCCUGCCACUGAGAAUACUCAUGGCCUUGCUGCGCCUCUUCACACAUCCAUGUGGUAUAUUCACAGCAGGAUCUAAGCGCUACCUGGAGUCAGCACACAUCUGUGAUCUCUUGAAGGGCAUCAUUCUCCUCGUAUGCAUCUUCGUCAUCAACUACAUCGACACGUCCAUGAUGUACCACCUUGUGCGAGGGCAGUCCGUUAUCAAACUCUACGUCUUCUACAAUAUGUUGGAUGUCUGUGACCGACUGUUCUCAGGAUUUGGCCAGGAUAUUCUUGAUGCUCUGUUUUGGACGGCCACGGAGCCCCGGGGCAAGAAGCGGGAACAUGUUGGGGUCGUGCCUCACCUUCUCCUGGCCAUUGUCUAUGUCUUGAUGCACACGAUGCUGAUCCUGUCCCAGGCCACGGUCCUCAAUGUUGCCUUCAACUCCCACAACAAGGCACUGCUCACCAUCAUGAUGUCCAACAACUUUGUGGAGAUCAAGGGCAGCCUAUUCAAGCGUGUGGACAAGAACAACCUGUUCCAGAUCUCCUGCAGUGAUGUGAAAGAGAGGUUCCACUACUGUAUACUGCUAGGCAUCGUCUUCAUCAGGAACAUGGCCGAGUUUGCCUGGAACCCUGAUCACCUGGUGGUCAUUCUGCCAGAUGUUGUCCUCGUCCUCCUGGCUGAGUUUGUUGUGGACUGGGUCAAGCAUGCAUUCAUCACCAAGUUCAAUGAGAUCUCCUCUGAUGCAUACAAAGAGUUUACAAUCAACCUGGUUCAGGACAUGGUGACAAGCAGGCAGAAACAUGCUUUCACAGACCAUUCUGACCAAGUCUCACGCCGCAUGGGCUUCACACCCCUCCCGCUAGCCUGCCUCCUGUACAAGAUCUGCUCCAAGUCUCUGAGGAUGACGGGUGCCUUUGGCAUACUGACUCUCAUCAUCUUCUACUUCUGCUUGUUAACAUUAAAAGUCUUCACGAGCAUUGUGCUGCUGGGGCAUGGAUCAAGGUUAUUAUCUCAGCAGAAAACAAAAUUGAAGAAACCAGGAAAGUCUCAAGAAGUAGAUUCCCAGAAGAUCCCUAAUAAGGAGAGACAGUACAAUAAGGGGUUCGAGAGUAGCCCCACUCCUGACAGUUCCCCUUCACCGGAACCAGACAUAGUUACCCCCCCUGUUGCCACCACAGUGGCCAGUGACAUGUUCUCAUCUUCAGCAUCUGUAGACUGUGUCAAGCCUGCUGAUUCGCCAGAACCAGAUGAUGGCUUGUAUGAUGAUUGUAUCGAUGAAGCUGAUUGGACGUUAUCACCUCCUGAUAAUCAUGUGACACUAAGACAGUGUAGAAGUGACAGUUCAUUGUUCGUUAAACAAAGACACACGAGAAGCUCGGAUGAUGGGGAAAAAGAGGAAGAAAUUGUUAUUGAUGAAGUGAAGGAUGAUGAAAAUGAGGAAGUGUUAGUAGGGGCUGAGGAAGGGAACCAAAGUGAUAAUCACCAGGUUGUGUUUGAUGACAUCACAGCACCUAGUGAACCAGAGACUGUUGUUGCUGUCGAGAGGAGCGGCAACUCUGAGAGUCAAAUGGACAAUGUUGACAUGUCGUCACCGGUAGAUGGCCUUGAGGAGGAAAAGAAGUAUCGGUAGUCAUGGUCAUUGUGUCACAGGUGUUAGCACCUGUUGUUUAUCAGGACAAUUAUUGCUAGAAUGUUUAAAAGGAUUUGUGAGCCUAGCUCCAAUGACUUUCUGUAUAGCUGGUUUCAAAAAUAGUCUUUAAUUUUUUUUUACAGCUGAUACCAAAAGCUUCAAUUAGAGUUAUGCUGAUGUUUAUCUAUGUUUAACAUGUUUAAGGGUACCUGUUUGUGAAAACGCUCUUAGAGUCAUGUGUUUUGUCUGUUUGUUUGUCAUGUUACUAUAGUAACUAGAACAGCUCCACACCAAACAUUUGCCAAAGAUGAUGAUGAGGUAUUGAAAUAUUCUUGCCAGGUAAUUUGCCAGAAUGUUUUGUUUUCUAAUGAGAGGACGAGGCGAUGAAUUUGCAAAAUGUUGUCUGCAUAGGGAUCUACAGUCAUGAGGGUCCAUUUAUGUUUAACAUCUAUUUUGUAUCACAUGACCGUCAUUUCUACAUAUUGACAUUGGUCAUCAUAAUUUAUUUCAUUAGCAUUAAGUGUUGGUGAUGUGUGGAGAGGAUGAUGAUGAUGAUGGUCAUGACGAUGAUGAUGAUGAUGAUGAUGAUGAUGAUGAUGAUGAUGAUGAGCAUGAACAGCUAUGUGUGCCCAAAAAGCAUGAUAAAGAAAUGUUUUUCUGUAUUAACAUUUUAGAGUAUGGUGCUUCAGACAUUCACAGAUUGUUACUCUUAUAUUCAGAAUUUUGAUCAUAUAAAAUUUGUUUUAUCAUUUAUAGGCUUUCUUUCCAAAAAUGGAUAUGGUUUUAUAUUUGCUUUUGUUGUCCAAGGUAAUCAGAGCUUCUAUGACAUAUUUUUGUGUUGGAUUUUUUUGUGUAAGAAUAAUGCUCCAUGAGAGCAGAAGGUCAAUGGUUUUGAUUCCCUGACCAUGUCAUGCCAAUCGGCGUUAGAAGAUGGUAAAUGGUGUCACCCUGUCUGGCGCUUGACAUUAAGGGGAAGAACAAUGACAGGUCAGCUCGGAGUAAGUAUACUGUUUCUGAGUUGGGUAUCCAUGUUAAAAACUAAGGCAUGAUAUCUCAGUGGACUAGAAUAUUUCAGACACCGUUUCCUACCCGGAUAUGUAAAAGUUGUCAGGACUGCCAUAGUCCAAUGAACUCUUGUAAAAUCAAUGACACUUGAAUUUCUCAAUCCCCUAGCCUUUGUUGAGGUUGUCUUUGAAUUUUAUGAGACAGACUCCACCACCUAAAGUGCAUUUGCAGUCUAGGUCUAGACAUUGCAUUAAGUAGACUGGCAGUUUGAUGUAAUGUGAACCACUGGUAGUCAGGGUAGUACAUCAUGGCCAGAUUGAUCUCAUAGCAGAUGUGACCCGUGAAGAUUCCGGGGUAGAAUAGGUCUUCAGCAACCCAUGCUUGCUGUAAAAGGUGACUAUGCUUGUUGUAAAAGGCGACUAUCGGGAUCGGGUGGUCAGGCUCGCUGAC
This is a messenger RNA of Haliotis rufescens (red abalone), 3470 nucleotides long. RefSeq names its product transmembrane anterior posterior transformation protein 1 homolog. Bases 138 to 2015 code for a protein of 625 amino acids. The transcript is spliced from 11 exons. Gene Ontology annotation, cellular component: ciliary basal body; endoplasmic reticulum membrane. The record is from RefSeq and is a predicted model, not a curated record. Gene Ontology annotation, biological process: positive regulation of cilium assembly; maintenance of protein localization in endoplasmic reticulum. NCBI's taxonomy places the organism in Eukaryota, Metazoa, Mollusca, Gastropoda, Lepetellida, Haliotidae.